Molecule: messenger RNA, 11507 nt
Organism: Ruditapes philippinarum (Manila clam)
Lineage: Eukaryota; Metazoa; Mollusca; Bivalvia; Venerida; Veneridae
Product: protein mono-ADP-ribosyltransferase PARP14-like
Exons: 34
Coding region: 71-8431 (2786 amino acids)
Biological process (GO): negative regulation of gene expression
Cellular component (GO): nucleus; cytoplasm
Molecular function (GO): NAD+ poly-ADP-ribosyltransferase activity; RNA binding; transcription corepressor activity
Source: RefSeq, a predicted model, not a curated record
UUGGCAGUUUGUGUCGUCCCAUUAAUGGGCGUAUAACACUGUAUAAUGAAUUACCGUCAAAGACCUUUUCAUGAUGACUUCGGAAGAGACUUUAGAGACAAAAACUGUUUUGCUGAAGCAGGUUCCAACACGUGUUACUUCGGAAUGCAUUUCAACAUACAUUGAUGGUAAAACGACUGAAGGAACAAUAGAGAGGUGUGUUCGACAGACUGAUCAAGAUAGUGGUGAAGAUUCAAAUACGUGGAUUCUACUUAUGAAUUCAGCGCAAGCUGUUGACGAUUUAGUGAACGAAGAGCAUGAAGGGGAAUUUAAAAACAUCAGCUUUGAAAGGGCAACGGAUUCUUCACUACCGGAAGGAUGGCUUAUUGAAUCGCAUGAAGACCUCGGUUUGAAUGAAUUUGAAAGUCACCAUGAUGGUUUAAGUGUUGCAACGAAAGCAGACGUCUCAGACUCAGACACAGAUGAACCACAAUACAAAUUAAGAAUACGAGGCCUGCCACCAGAUACAAAUCAACAAUACUUAGAUUUGUAUUUCGAUGACGAUGAAAUGUUUGGAGGUUGUAAUGUUCGUAAAGUUUCUCUGGAAACAAAUGAAACAUCAGCUGUUAUUUAUCUCGAAAGCGAGGAAGAUUUAGAGAAAAUCAAGGAAAUGGCGCCACUAGAUAUGGACGAUACAAUGGUGUCGGUUGAAGAUUAUACAAAUGUAUUAACUAAAGAGCCAACAUCCGUUUCUUUGCGCACCAUUGAGGUCAUAGGACCACCAAAUUCCAGUAUCAUUUCCGAAAGAAACAAAUCACUUUUAACGAUGUACUUCAAAAAUCCUAGACAUUCUGACGGAGGAAAGAUUUCUGAAAUAAAGUUUGAGUCAAAGAAGGUUUUAAUUCAAUUCGAAGCUGAAGAAGUUGCAAAAAGAGUUGUUGAAAAAGAAAGCCAUUGUUUAAGUGGUAAUGAAUUGACAGUAAACUUGUACAACCCACCAACAGACAAAAUCGUUGAAAGUGAGCUUGAGCAGACUUCAAUAGUUUUAUCAAAUCUUCCAGAAUCGAUUGACGCCCAGUAUAUAGAACUCUAUUUUGACGAUGAAGAAAUAUUUGGCGAAGGUUUAGAGGUAGUAUUGGUAACAUUUAAUGACGAUCAUACGUCUGCUAUUGUCGAGUUCAAAGACAAAAAAGCUGCCAAAAAGGUACUGAAUGAACCGUCGUUAAGAAUGGAAGAUUAUGAAAUAGAAAUACAAGCCUAUCUACCUGAAAAAGUGUGCAAGCCAGUAUGGAAUGUAAUAGAAGUUCAUGGGCCAACACAUAUCAUCUCAGACACAAACUUCAAAAUGUUGAAAAAAUAUUUUGGAAGCCAGCGGUUUUCAGGUGGUGGUGAAAUUAUUGAUUGCUCCAUACGUCCUGGAUUAGUUUGUUUCACUUAUGUCUCCGAAGAAGUGGCAAGAAGAGUUCUACGCAAAAGUCAUGCGUUUAAAAAACACCCACUUGACGUUUACUUGAGAGAAAUGAAUAAAGUUGACAUACAAAGUGUACAUCCAUCAUCAGAUAAGUCUCUGAACACAAUAAAUGUCAUAGGGAUCCCAACAGAAAUUGACAAGGAGGACUUGAUCUAUUUCUUUGAAAACUUAGAUGAUGACAUAGAAGUGAAAGAGUUAUCACUUUGUGUUGAAAGUAGAAGAGCUACUAUUGAAUUUUCAUCUUUAAAAGCGGUAGAAAUAGUUAUGGACAAAAAGCCUUUAAACAUAAAAGGUACCGAAUUGAUAAUUGAGAAAUGGAAACCGAUUAAAAUGUGCACAAUAUCUGUACAAGGACCAGAGAAUAUUCAACAGUACAUGGAUAAACUGGAGCUUUAUUUCAAAAACAGAAAAUCGGGAGGAAACUCCAAAAUUAUUGACAGCUGGGUAGAAAAGAAAACAAAUACAGCAUUUUUCACCUACGAAGAAGAAGACGUUGCAAAAAACGUAGUCAAAAAGGGGCAACACAGAUUGGGAAAACAAAAGUUGGAAGUGCGUUUAUGUACAGAUACGAUAAGAAAAGAUACUUCAAAUGAACAAGAACAAAUGGAGAUCUUUACUGAAAUAAAACUCCAAAAUGUACCAAAACAAGUGACAGAAACUUACCUGAAGCUAUUCCUCGAGGAUCUGGAUAUUGCAGAAGAAAUUGCAGAAUUCAAUGUUGUAAAUGUGUUACUUCAGCCUGGAGAUGAUUUUGCAGUUAUUGCAUUAGACAAUCCUAAAGUUGCAAAACUUUUGUGUGAAAGACGCACACUUUGUAUGAAAGGUGUUGAAGUAUCCGUUGAACGAUUCAUACCAAGGACAGUUUAUUCGUGUACAAUAGCAGUUUCUGGGUUGCCAGGAAUUGAUGAACAACUUGAACUUCUUGAAAUGUACUUAAAAGGCAAGAGGUCAAAAGGCAAUGCACAGAUUGUUGAUAGAUGGGUAGAUCAAAAUAAAAAUGUAGCGUUUUUCACUUACCACAAUGAAGAAGCUGCUAAACGGGUUGCUGCCAAAACAGAUCAUGUAUUUGACGGACAUACUUUGAGCGUUUCUCUGUUUAUGGAAGACAAUGUUACUUCUGAAGAGACUAAAAGAAUGCUUGUUUCCAAACUACCAGAUGAUAUUACAGAACUGUACUUACAGAUGCUUUUUGAACAACAAGAUAUGGAAAUUGACUUCAGUGUUGUAAGCGUUAUAUUGGAUUCCAAAGAAUCGUCUGCAAUUAUAGAGUUUGAUAAUCCCGAAGCUGUUUCCCUUAUAAUGAAGAGGAAGCCAAUAAGGAUAAAAGGAAAAGAGAUUGAAAUUAAAUCUUAUGUGGAACAAUGCAGCAGUUUAUGUUCAAUAGAAGUCACAGGCAUUCCAAACAUUGAAGACUACAUUGACACAUUAUAUCUGUACUUCAAGAACAGUCAUAAGUCAAGUGGAGGGAAAAUUGUUGAAUAUCAUGCCGAACCAAAUUCAAACAAGGCAUACUUUACAUUUGAAAGCGAGAAAGUUGCUGGGAGAGUUUUACUGAAGGACCACACACACAAUUGGAAGGGAAUACAAGUGUCAUUAGUUCGUGCCAAUAAACACGGAGAGGAUGAAGUCACUUCAAACAUGAUAAGGGUAUCUGGAAUUAAAAGUGUGACAAGAGAAACACUUCAGUAUUAUUUCGAAAAUAAAUUAGCCUCUGGUGGCGGAACUAUUGCAGCGAUUGAAGCUGAUCAAGAAGAUGAAGACGUAGUUUAUAUUCAGUUUACCGACAGAAAAGUUGCUGAGUGUGUUGCUGGAAGAAGUCACGAAGUCGAGGGACAAACUAUCAAAACACGUAUUUAUAAAUCACCACCUUAUUACGAUACAAAGGUUUUGGUAAAGGGAAUCGCUUUGACAACUUCAAAGGACAGUAUUUACAAUUUCUUAGAAGCAAAAACAGGAAUAAAAGUUUUGCAAAUUGCAUAUAGUGUAGAAGACGAAGAUGUUAUUGUUGUGACAAUGGAGGAACCGCCAGACUUCACAAAGUUAAAAGAGGCAUGCCGACUUCAGACUUUGGAGGGUGAAAGGCUCACGAUCGAAAGAAUACCCAUAUCUAGCUGUAUUUAUCUUGCCAACAUUUCUACUGAAAUAACAGAAGAUACUCUGAGAUAUUAUUUUGAAAGCAAAUUUGGAGAAAAGGGAAAAGUUGACAAAGUAAUUUUGACCAAAUCAGAAGGAAUUUGUCUAGUUUAUUUUGAAAAUUACAAAGUUGUCAAUAGUGUUUUGGAAAUGAAACACACUCUCGGAGGCAGAGUACUUAAAGUAAGCUGUUACCAAAAACUACUUAAGGGAACUGAAGAUACACAUGAAAGAGUUCUUAAAGUGCCUGACCCGAUUGACUUGUCAAAUUAUGCACCAGAAAUAAUACAAUUUUGCCAUACCAUUCCCUUUUAUAAAAAGAAAUUUGAAAAAGAAAUGUCAGAAGUGUAUGCAAAUAUCGUGUGGCCCAUGAAACCAGCAGGCGAUACAUUGAUAACAUGUACGCUUGAUUUAUCCGUUCAUGGUUGCUUUAAACAUGCCAAGACAUGGCAAGAACGAGUUGAAAGGAAAAUUACCAUAUUACUGACAGAUCUGUCGCUUACACAAAUAGAAGUUCAUACAUAUAUUUGGGAAAAACUUAUUGAUUAUGUACGAACAAUUUCAGUUGACAAACCUGAACAUGUGCAAAUGUAUCAGAUCAAAGAAAAUAAUGUCAUAAAUAUAGUAGGGAGAAAAGACGUUGCAGAAGAAGUAAAGAUAAAAGUUUUAUGUGAAAAUGAAAAGCUCGAGCAGGAAUUUGAGAAAGACCGACAGAAAGUCAGGGAAUAUAUGCGAGGAUUUCAGCCAAUUGAGCUCAGACUUAUGAACGUUACAAAUGCAGCUCAAGAAAUACAGCAAAACUUUGAUGACUUAACCAUAGAAAUCGACGAUGAAGAAAACGCUAUAAUAUUUGAGGGUCCCAUGCAUUCCGUCAAGGAUGCUCAAAUAAAAUUUUAUGAGAUGAAAAAUAAUUUUGGUCGAAAAGAAAGUGAGUUAUCUUCAGACAUGUUGAUUUCACUGUAUAAGUCAGAAGAGACUGUUAGAUUCAUCCAGAAUCUUCUUCAAGAAAGAGGAUUACAAGCCAUGUGGGAAAUCAGGAAUUCUUCCCUUCAAGUGUGUUGCACGCAGGACAAUAUGCUCGAAAAUUGUGCUGAAAUUAUUUUAACAAGCAUUGCAGAAGAACGAAUUAAAUUUAUUCCUGAAUCUGUUCCUGAUAUGAAGGCCGACAGUUGGCGAAUGAUACAAGACAAUUUACGUAUCAGUUAUAAGGGGAACGUAGAAUUUUGUACUGAAGAAAAUAUGGUUAUUGUCUGUGCAACUAAGGAUAUACUUCCGAAAGUCAUUUCAGAAGUAAAUAGGUUUAUAGAUUCAAAAACGAUACAGUCAAAGUUCCUUUCUUUUCCGAAAGAUGUAAUAAGGUUAAUUGAAAAGCACCAUAAAUCAGACAUAACUGCUAUAUCACUAGAACUCAGUGCAUACCAUGUUAAAAUAUUAAUUGCCGAAAAUUACAGUGGCAUGCAAGUAGAUGGGUUAGUCACUGGAGUAGAUAAAGCAUCAACGCAGUUACAAAAAUUGUGCAACAGAGUGAAGAAAAGAAAACACACCAUCAGAAAACCUGGUGUUGCUGAUUACAUUGGAAAAGCUAAAGGGAAAGACAGCAUAAAUACGGUUGAGACAGUAUUGAAAUGUAUUGUUUCUAUUGAGGGAGGUGACCAGGGAAAUACAGAAGUUGGAGAGAAACGUGUUGCUGCCAAAUGUACCUUUUUGGAUGGCAGAGAAUUAUUUGCAUUUGUUGGCGAUAUGACGGAGCUUGAAGUUGAUAUGAUUAUUAAUCCAGAUGAUGAAAAAAUACGUUUCCUUGGUGGACUAGGAAGAGCCAUAAUUUCUAAAGGUGGUGCAAGUAUAAAAAAAGAAUGUGAAGACUUCAUCAAAGGAAAUGGGGAUCUAGCAGUUGAUGAUGUUUUUGUAAGCGAAGGAGGAAAUUUAAAUGCAAAGUAUGUAAGUCAUAUAUUAAGCCAUGAAUGGAACCAAGGAACCGACAACCAAAUAAAGAUAUUAGGUGAUUCUGUUUUUAACUGUUUGACAGAGGCCACGAAACGGAGGUUAAGUUCUGUAGCAAUUCCUGCCAUUGGUUGCGGUGUGAACGGGUUUCCCCCCGACGUCGCAACAGGAACUAUAAUAAGUUCUGUCAAACAAUUUUUCCUAGAAGUUCAGAAUAGUCCUGUUACAGAAGUUUAUUUGUGUGAUUAUGAUGAGAAAAAGGUUCAAUGUUUCACGAACGCUCUAUGUUCCGAAUUUGGGCCUGACAAAGUAUCAACUUAUAGCAGAGAUCCUAAGCCUCUCGUGGGAAAUAUGAAUAAAAACUCUGUGAAUAUGACGGGAAGGAACAAAUCCUCCAAAUUGAAGAGUUCAAAAAUCAAAGAUGCCGAUGCCGAGAUACCGAUACUGAAGAUUGUAAACGGAGUUCAAAUAGGAAAACUGAAAGUCAAGAUUGUUAAAGGAGAAAUUUCGUCAGAAAAGGUACAUGUGAUUGUAAAUUCAACAUCAAAAGACUUGACCUUAGCAAACGGAGCUGUGUCUAUCUCGUUAUUGAAUGUGGCUGGUAAAAAAAUGCAGGAAGAAGUCCAUUCAAAAUAUCCACAUGGUCUAAAGAAUAUUAAUAUAGCUAUUACUUCGGGCCACAAACUCAAGUGUAAGCACGUUUAUCACACCGCUUUGGACCAGUUCGAUGUCAGAAAGAAAAUGGAGUGUAGAAAGCGCCUGUUUGACCUUGUUUCUGAGUGUCUCGAGGAAGCUGAUAAUCAAGGCCACUCGAGCAUAGCUUUGCCAGCUUUUGGAACAGGACAGCUUGAUUAUCCUCAAGAUGUAGUUGCGGAGGAAAUGUAUAAAGCAGUAAUUACCUUCGGAAGAACCGGAUUAAGAAAGAAGUUACACGACGUGCGCUUCGUUUUGUACUACAAAGAUGAUGAAUGUAUUCAGGCAUUUGAAAAUGAAGAAUCAAAGAUACUUCGCAAUGGAAUAUCAACUAAAAAGGGAGAUGAUUUUGAAGACACGAGCUAUGAAUUACUGUCAAAUGACAGCGAAUCUGUCACCCGUAUGUUCGGAAAGGUCACACUGACGGUAAAACUUGGUGAUUUACUGGCAGAAAAGGCAAACUGUAUCGUUAACAGUACCAAUGUAGAUUUGGAUUUGUCUGUUGGUGCCGUAUCAAAAGUUAUUUUACAACAAGGGGGUAAGAUGUUGCAAGCAGAGCUUGAUCGAAACAAAAAUAUGAUGAAGAGUGAGUUUUUAGUUGUGACAAGUGCUCCAAACUUACCAAGUAAUUCAAUUAUGCACAUUGUUGUGAAUACAGAUGAAAUAACGGACACUGUCCUGAAAUGUUUGGAAGAAGCAGAGCAGCAAAAAAUGACAAGUUUAGCUUUCCCAGCACUUGGCACAGGUAUGAAUACAUCAGAUUCUUCGACUAUCGGUCGGGGAAUGGUCAAUGCUGUCGAACAAUUCUCGUAUACGAAUCCAAAGCAUUUGAAGGAUGUUAGAUUUGUGGUUUUUCAAAGACCGAUGCUUCGAGAAUUCAUUAAAGUUGCGUAUGAUGCGAAUGAUACAAAAAAUAAAAAAGGUUUCAUUGGAAAACUGUGGUCAAAUGUCAAAGGUGUGUUCAGUGGUAGUUACGAUACUGAUGACCCAAAUAAAAGUCAAAUAGAUUCGUCACAGGACGAGACUGACGUCAACAAAGUUACAUUUUAUAUCUAUUCUCUCGGCGAAGAUGUAAUAGACAAUGCAAUAAGGAGACUGGAUUUAUUUAUUGAAAAAGAAGUUGAGUCAAAGACAUUCACUGAUUACAUUAUACAGCAACUUGAUGAAGAUCAGGUUUCAGAAGUUACAUCCAUAGCAAAGCAUUAUAACAUUGACAUCAAAAUAGAUCAACAAAGCUGUAUGAUAAAGAUCCUUGGGAUGAAGGACAAUUUUAUCAAAGCGUAUGAUAAAAUACAAAGUUUUAUUAACGCUGCAAUUGAAAUGGAUUACAUGACCAACAUUGCUCAAUGGUAUGUCAUUGAAGUAACAGAAGAGGGAGAAGAUGUUCAACCGUAUGAAAGAGAACUUAACCUAAAAAUUGAAAAACGUUAUAAACAAAAUGCUCAGGAAAUGGGAUUUAAUGUAGACGGUAGGGAUUACAUCAUUAACUUUGAAACAAUGGAAGAAUAUCCCGAGACUGACAUAAAGGCUGUGGCAAAAGUUCUUAGAAGGAAUGUUGUGAAAGGAGGUUCAUUUGAUGUUCCGCCUACUUGGGGUGAUAUGCAAGGAGGCAAUCUCAGAGUAAUAGAUCUUAAACAAGAUGCUCAAGAGUACAUAGAUAUGAAACAGAAAUUUUUGGAUUCUGCCUCUUCAGACUACGAAGUUUUAAAGAUUCAGAAAAUACAAAACAAAACUCUUUGGGAACAGUACCAAAGUAAACGGAAUCAACUUGAAGCAAGAAAUAAACCAGAGACACAGAACGAAAGAAUGUUGUGGCAUGGUACAAAAGCUGAAGCAGUGGACAGUAUUAAUAUUCAUGGAUUUAAUCGCAGCUUUUGUGGACAAAAUGCUGUGGCUUUUGGAUUUGGUGUCUAUUUUGCCGUUAACGCUGAUUACUCAUGUGACGAUACUUACUCUGUACCGGACGCAAAUAAUGUGAAGAGAAUAUAUUAUAGUCGAGUACUCACCGGAGAAUAUACAACUGGUGAGCACGGAUUACGCCAGCCACCAGCAAAACCUGUUGGCGGACCUCACAACCUCUACGAUUCGGUCAUCGACGACCACGAUGAAAUGUUUGUUGUUUUUAACGACACGCAAGCAUACCCAGAAUAUCUUUUAUUCUUUAAAGAAUUUUUUGAUGAUGACGAUAGUUUGUUUACUAAACAAAUUGUGUAAAAAUUUCAUAUUUGGUAGUUCUUAAUGCUGAUUUUAAAUGCAAAAAGUGUUCAAGUCUAUAAAUACAAGACAUGAAAUUUGUCUUUGACAACAGUUAAGUCAUAUCUUGGUAUUGCAUGUACACACGAUAGAUUAUCCAUCAAUACACACUUGAGCAAGUAAAGCACAAAAAGCAAUUUCCAAAUUAGAAGCACCAGAUGUGUCCAUUACUCAAUUGUUUGAUAAACUAAUUUUACCCAUUUUGAAUUAUUUUUCAUAAAAUUUGAAAAUUUUACAAUAAAGAUACAUUGAACGAGUAAAUACUCUAUAUGGUGAAAGUAUAUAUGGUGAAAGUAUUUUAAGAGUAAAGCGUUCUGCGUGUAUAUAGUAAUAAGGUAGACUUAAUCUUGCAAGUCGUGAAAACAUUGUCAUACUUAUGUUUUAGUUUCAACAAACGAAUGUUGUAUAAUAUGUUUAAUAUUCGGGGGAGCAUAUAGUCGUCGGGUUGUCCGUCCGUCCGUCCAUCAGUCAGCCCGUCCGUACGUACGUCCCGAAUUCGUGUCCGGCCCAUAACUUCGUUAUUGGAAGUCGGAUUUUACAACUAUUUCACAGAAAUGAUCACCAUAUUGAGAUGACGUGUCGCGCGCAACAAUUGGGUCCCUAUCUUGAAGGUCAAUGUCACAGCAUUCCUUGCAGCAAAAUCGUGUCCGGCCUUUAACUUCGUUAUUUUACGUCGGAUUUUACAACUAUUUUUACAGAAAUGAUCACCAUAUUGAGACACCGUGUCGCGCGCAGCAUUUUGGUCGCUACCUUGAAGGUCAAGGUCACAACAUGACAUUGCAGCAAAAUAGUUUCCGGCCCAUAACUUCGUUAUUUCAUGUCGGCUUUUACAACUAUUUUACAGAAAUGAUCACAAUAUUGAGACGACGUGUCGCGCGCAACAUUUGGGUUGUUUUUACUCUUUGAACUUUGUCUGUGACAUAACUCUGACACUACAUGAGGUAUACCUUCCUGUGUCCAAAAUUUAUUCGGGGAGGUUCACCCGGUUCAACCGGCUCUUGUUAUAGUCGGAGAUAAACUAUCUAGACUGUGUUUUUUAAAGUAUGUAAUGCGCAGGGAGUUAGUUUUUUACAUGCUUUUAUGUAUAUUUUUAAACAUAAAAAUUAUGUCGUUACUCGAGUGUCUAGGAAAUUCAUUUCAUGUAACCCUUUUCAAAGGGAUAAUUGGUUUUGAUUUUCCGUUUCCUUUUGCGUUGAGGAACUUAAACUAGCUCUAAUUAUACUUCACAUUAUCUUUAAACGAAGUCUAAUGAUGGCACAGGCAUAUAAGUAUUCUGUUACACACAGAAAAGGCACGAAUUGUAAAAAGUUUUACGUUAAGAAACUAAUAGUGGCUCUUUUGAUAUCGACAUAAUCUUAAAGAAGAAGUAUAAUGUUUCACAUAGGAAGUGCACGAUUUGUAAUAAGAUUACAAAUUAUUUACGUAAACUAAAUAAAAUUAUCAAGAAAUAAUUAUUGUUAUUAUGCAUAUUAAUAUGUUUCUAUCUAAAUCGCUAUUAUCUUAUACAAUAACUUGGAAUAAUGUAUAAUAUGUCAAUGAUGUAACAUAUAUGAUAUCUUUUGUUUAUUACUUUGAGACACAAAAUCAUUUGUAAUUUGAACAAGUAACGUGACACAGGACUUGCUGUUUUUGUAUAUGUAUAUAAAUCGAUAUGAUUUUGUAGACAAAUGCUAAUGGUCCAGCGUUUAUUUCAUGCCUACUAACUGGAUCGGCUAAAGUGAUGAUAGCUUGCGUUUCGAGUUAAAAUUAAAUUGAAAAAAGUUUAUAUUUGAUUUCAAAUGUAAUUUUAUGUUUUUUGUUUUUGUUUUGUUUGUUAUAAAUACAAAGACUGUUCAAAUAUGAAUGCAUUUAAGCAUGUAGAAUUUGAUUCUUCACUGUUUUUUUGUUACCUGAAAGUAUUCACCUCCAACAGAUAUAAAAAGUUUUAUUCAAUAUUCAAAGUUGGAUUCGUUAAUUGAAAACAUUUUCAUAGACCUUCUAGGUUUACUAUAAAGACACUGGAAUAUUGCAGAACUGAAUGUUUGUGCUGAACAAAUGUUCGACCUGAAAAGUUUUUUCUUUAGCUUUGAAAACAAAAAGUCACAAGGGGCAGGGUCAGGAGGAGGAUACGGAGAAUGGGGGAAGCACAAUGACUUUUUUCUGCUUUAGAAAGUCUUGCAUUAUAGACGACUUGCUCGAUGUCGCACUGUCAUGCAGCAAUGUGACAUUGGCCAUAUAUGUAGUGGGACUUCGUUUUGUUUAGUUUUCGUAAACUUUUGUAAAAAUUUGCAUUAAUAGAUUUGCAACCUGCACCCUUAAUGCCUAAGUAGUAAAGAAAAUGGCAUAUAUCACCUUAUUAUGAUAGUAGUUUUCGCAAUGUCUUUUACCAGACUUUGUAGCCCAAAUUAUGUAGGUGUUUUCGUUUUGGCUCAUUAAAAUGAACCCAUGUUUCAUCAAGUUAUUUGCAAAAUAUCGUGCAUUGUUUUUUGGAUACAGGUAUAAGAAACAUUUUGCGUAUUGCCUGCGAGCCUUUUUCUGCUCACCUGCCAGCAAAUGGGGAAUCCAUCAAGCACAGAUCUUUCUCAUUUUUAAAUCACGUUUGAGAAUGGCAUUGGCUGUUCUUAAUGAGAUGUCAACGAUACUUGUUAUUUGCCUAGUGGUAUAUCUUGCAAUGGUAUUAGCUAUUUCUUACACUCUAGUGGCCAUCUUUGCUGAUGUUGCUAUUUAAGGCCGACGAUGGGGUGCAUCUUCAGUUGAAAUUAACCCGCAUUUUAAUUGAUUAAUCAUCAAUUAACUGAUUGAAAAGACUUUCAUUUUGUUUAUAUUCUGAACAUCUAGAUUUCAUUAAAACUGUCUUUACACCCUAUGCCAAGGAGACAACGAUUCUUCUUCAGUGGCAUUAUCUGAUCUUCUACCAACUAUUGUUGUAUUACUAUACUGUAAAGCAAACAAUGUAUAUCUACCAGAUAACUUUCAUUUCCUUGUGUUUUUCGCAAAAUUGAACAUUAUAACGCAAGUUAGAUGUAUUCAUAUUUAAACACUCUAAGUAAUAGACAUA